AUGGCUGACGACGGUAAAAGCAUUCCUCAUGAGUUUCGUGCUCGAAGAGUGGAUGGCAUCAUCAACGGUUUAGAAGAUGCUGCAAAUCAAAGUCGUCUAUCGCAUGAUCGUAUGUCAGCCGAAGAAGCGAGAUUAUUUGCAGAAAUAUCAAAAGGCGAUAUUAAGAGACAUAAAGCAUAUUUGGCAAUAAGAAACAAUAUUUUAAGAUUGUGGUUUGAUGAACCACGAUAUCAGUUAACAUUUGAUAAAGUAGUUGAAACAUUGGAUAAAAUCGAUAUAACACUUUUGUCCGAAGAACGCGUAUUGGUUGGAAAAGUUUUUUUUUAUUUGGAACGAUAUGGCUAUAUAAACUUUGGGGUAUUUCGACGACAAACAGCUUCACCAGAGCAGAAAAAAGGACGAGUUAUUAUUAUCGGUGCAGGUAUAGCGGGGAUUAUUGCUGCCAGACAAUUACAGUAUUUCGGUUUUGAUACAAUCAUAUUAGAAUCUCGAGCGAGAGUCGGUGGCCGAAUAGCUACAUUUCGAAAGAAUGGCUACGUUGCAGAUCUCGGCGCAAUGGUUGUUACUGGUUUAGGUGGCAAUCCGGUAUCCGUACUUCAAACACAAACAAAUCUUGAUCUUGUUCCGGUCAAGCACAAAUGUCCGAUGUAUGAAUGUUCUUCAGUCGUGGUACCAAAAGCAAAAGAUGAAGUUGUUGAGCGUGAAUUCAAUCGUUUAUUAGAAGCUUGUUCAUAUCUAUCUCAUAUGCUCGAUUCUAAUGAACUAACAAAGCAACCACUGUCACUCGGAGAUGUAUUUGAAUUACUGAUACGGUAA
Didymodactylos carnosus is the source of this 816-nucleotide messenger RNA. NCBI's taxonomy places the organism in Eukaryota, Metazoa, Rotifera, Eurotatoria, Philodinida, Philodinidae. The record is from the annotation of a GenBank genome assembly.